Messenger RNA from Scomber scombrus (Atlantic mackerel), 2748 nucleotides. RefSeq names its product DnaJ heat shock protein family (Hsp40) member B9a (gene dnajb9a). The transcript is spliced from 3 exons. Bases 148 to 801 code for a protein of 217 amino acids. Gene Ontology annotation, cellular component: endoplasmic reticulum. The record is from RefSeq and is a predicted model, not a curated record. Gene Ontology annotation, molecular function: misfolded protein binding; protein-folding chaperone binding. Lineage: Eukaryota; Metazoa; Chordata; Actinopteri; Scombriformes; Scombridae.
AAACGAUGCUGCUGCUAACAACUGCCUCUCGAUAAUAUCCAGAACCUAAACUUACACUGGGCAUGUUGAGCCCUGGUGUGAAAUAGCGUUACUUUAGUGAAAGUGCAGGAGACCAGCUUUGUCCCUCAGAAAGGGGACAGCAGAGUCAUGGCAACUGCUCAGUCAGCCGUAACGUUUGCGGUUUGCAUCCUCAUGAUAACAGAACUGAUCCUUGCCAAGAAGGACUACUAUGAUAUACUGGGUGUGCCUAAAGAUGCUAGUGGGCGUCAGAUAAAAAAGGCUUUCCACAAGCUUGCAAUGAAAUAUCACCCAGAUAAGAAUAAUAGCCCGGAUGCUGAAGUGAAAUUCAGGGAAAUUGCUGAAGCUUAUGAAACUUUAUCAGAUGAAACCAGAAGAAGAGAGUAUGACCAGUUUGGUGGCAGCUCUGCAUACUUCACUGGGGAGACACAAGACAGACGUCGACAAGGUGCUCAACAACCUUUCAACUUCAACUUUGACAACAUAUUCAAGGACUUUGACAUCUACAGCCAGAACAGGCAAGCCCGUCACCGAAGAAACUUUGAGGAACACACCAGGUCCUACAAGGAGACCCACAGCAGACACAAGAGACACUUUCAAGGAGGUUUCGGAGCAGGUAUCUUUGAUGACGUGUUUGACGAUAUAGAGAGGAUGUUUACUUUCGACAGACACACAAAACAGACUGAAAGCAGGUUUCAUGGUGCAUCAAAACAACACUGUAGAACAGUGACACAGCGCAGAGGAAAUAUGGUGACCACAUACACAGACUGCACUGCGUCGUAAGAUGCAACAUAAAAUGAAUUUCAACUAAAAAUUGCCUUAAGAGGAUACAAUACUGUUGUACUGAUUUAUGUUACAGAAGGCCACCAGUUCAAAUGCUAUGAAAUUUGAACGCUGAAAUUGUGAGUUGACAUGCCAGCACAGAAUAGCAGGCAGUGAAUAUUGUUUACUUAGCGUAGGUCUAAACUCAAAUAAGCUAUUCUUUGGUCAAGCUAUUCACUGUGUGUGCGCAUGGACUUUUAAAUGAUUGUUGUAGUUUUUUCACUUAUUGUUGAAGAAAGCUGUUGACAGUAUGUUUUUAAAGAACCUCCUUUUCAUAGUGGAAUAUGAAAACAUAGUUCAUUUGGCUGUGUGGAGAAAUAAAGCACUCCUGGUUUAUUUUGAGCAGAAAUACUCUUGUCAGUUAAUCACUCGCUCACCAAAAACCCUCUGAUGUUUCGUGCAGUUUUUUAGUUUCUUUUGUGUAGGUUUUGCCUAUUGUGGGUCUGAAAACAUAGCUGAAGGCAGAAACAAUAGCAGCAUGUGGAGUUUUGCUUAUGGUUGUCAAAUGGGGAGCAAUGCCAACAAGAAUCUGACCCUGAACCUGUUGGCCUGUUAUACUGAUGUUUUUGAGUUUGCAGAACAUCCUUCUGUACUCUACACUCCAUCAUACAUUUUGGCAUUUGUGAUUAGAUUAUUAUAAAUGAAAUUAAAUCAGAAUAUAUAAGUAAGAAAGAGGUAUAAGGGAAUGUAAAUGGAAAAUCUUAGUGACUCAGAUUUUAGUGGGAGUGGCACUGAUUACAGAAAUGGCCUGAAAAGCACAGCACCAGCCCUGCAUUAAAUCACCAAAAUGUGUAUUCUAUUGUAUCAGAGAAGUCUUGAUUCAACUUUUUUUGCAUUUUAGAGGCUGUAUUUUGGUGCUGUAUACUUUUAUCCUGACAAAAUAUUAGGUACAACUCUGAACUAUCAGACAUUUAUCUAACAGAACACCAGGGCACAUUGAAGCCUCAAGCCUCAUUGUAGUUAAAUCAGCACCCCUCUGAGACAGACUCAACACAAACUGAACAUCAUAAGUUUUACAAAGGUGUUACAAGGUUAUUGCUAUUUGAUUGCAUUGUACUUUGGACAGAACUGCAAUUGGAUCACAUUUUAUGUGGCCUACGCUCGAUUGUCAGACCUCCUACAUGUUAAGAAAAAUGCUGCAAAUCACCAUUCAACCUGAAAUGACCCAUGUCUCUCAAUCUAAAUUAAAAUAGUUUUUAAUUAAGUAUUUACUUUGUUAAAACUGUAAGAAUAUCGAGGCCACCUUAAGUACAAUAAAGUCACAAGCAUUUCUGAUUGAAUCCUACCAGUUAUUUAAUUAUACUUUCUAAAUGCAGGUUAUUUACUAUAGGCCUACAAUUAAACUGCUUGAAAGUUAACCAAAAAUCUGUAAAUUAAAAAAAAUUAAACUUUUGACUGCCAUGUCAGACGUAAUACAAAGACCGCUCUAUGUGUAACCCAACUUGCAGUAGACCAUUUGAACCUUAAUCUGACUACAGAAUGUACUAGGGGUUUCAAAACUGUAUAUUUUACCUGUGUCAAAAAAAAAAAAGUUGUUAUUUUUUUAAUGGAAGGACUGUUAUGUGCAGAAUGAUAAAUACAGCAGCCCAUUUUUAAUUUCAAUUAGCCUUUGACUGUGUUAAAUACUUUACAUAGUAUUUCUUUGAAUUAAGGUUAAGUGUAAGAAUAAUGCCAUACUACAAAGCUUACACAAUAUUCUACAGUAUGUCUCCUACUUUGUAUAAUUUGUAUACUUAAAUAAAAUUAUCGCAGCUCAUCACUUUGGCUCUGUCAGUUUGGUGAGGGCUGCUCCCCACAGUGUUGAUGAGUUGGUGAAACUCCUAGUACAUACUAAGAAGAUGAGACAUUUUUCCUCACAUAUCAUCUGUUACUUCAUUCCUGACAAAUAGUUACUGUGACAUGCUCCUU